CUAAAAUACAAAGUAGGUCUAAUGAAUGAAAAAAUGAUUGGAUUGUGGAUCUUCAACUUAAUUUUGAUCUUUGUCACCAUGUAUACAGUCCGACCAGAUAGACACUGGAUUACUGGACAAUCCCUCACACCAGUUAGUCAGCCUGAUAAAGAGCUCAGUGUGGAUAUUGGAGGCUUGGCUACUCUGCAGUGUUGUGUUUCUAAAAAACUAUUUCAGAUGAUAUAUUUGUUUAAGCAGCCAAACAGAGAAAAGCCUCGGCUUAUAGUUAAGGUCUUUAAAACUGGAGGAGAAACGUUUUACAAUGGAUUCCAAAAGUCUCGUUUUCAAAUAGAAAUAUCUGUAAACUGCUUCAAUAUGACCAUUUUAAACAUCAUUCAGUCUGAUGAAGCUACGUACUACUGUGCACUGAUGGAACCUCACAUUGUGUUUGGAGAUGGAACUUAUUUAAAAACUAAUGGUAGGAUUUUGGAUCAUGUUACUGUUUCAUUAGAAACAUCUAAACCAGUUCUGCGUAAUAAUUCAGUGGUGUGUGAACCAACUUUGAAUGAAAACAGCACUAACAUGACCACACAAGAGAAAACAGUGCUCAGUUUGGGAACGGCUUUGAGUUUGUGUGCACUUUUGAUUCUCUGUCUCACUUUUUUUCUACUAAUUAGAAACAAACAUGAUAAAAAAAAUACUUCUAUGGAAAAUUCAUUAGGGAUAAGGGAGGUAUGUGCUGAGACACUGAAUUAUGCAGCUGUGAAAUUCCCCCAAAGAAAAGUAAAUGCUGAAAAAAGGACAACUAGCACACUAACCGAGUGCGUGUACAGUGAUGUUAAGUGUAAGAUGUAAUUAAAAUUGGUUUGAAAAAUUGCUGUUGAGCAUUCAGUUCCCUUUAUAGAAAGAAAAUAUAUUUGAU
Clarias gariepinus (North African catfish) is the source of this 901-nucleotide messenger RNA. RefSeq lists its product as uncharacterized. The record is from RefSeq and is a predicted model, not a curated record. The transcript is spliced from 6 exons. NCBI's taxonomy places the organism in Eukaryota, Metazoa, Chordata, Actinopteri, Siluriformes, Clariidae. The coding region runs from base 22 to 834 and encodes 270 amino acids. Gene Ontology annotation, biological process: response to bacterium.